AUGGGCCAAAAUGCUAUGGGCAAGCCAAAGCGGGCCAAAGUUCUACAGAACCUCACAGCAAAAGAUCCGGGCGUGCUGCUGCUGCAUGUCAGCAUCCUCCUGUUUUUGUUCUCUUCAGAUUUUCAGAGCCACUUGCUGACGUUGCCACAGAAUCCGGUGAUUGAGAUCGGAACCAACUUCACAGCGACAUGCCUGAUCUCCAACACAGUGGAGGUCACUGCGGACGAUCUGUACUGGAAACUGUCCAAUGUGACCAUUCCCAGAGAUCAGUACCGGAAGGUCAACAGCACUGCCCUGAGCGUGACGGUCCCCAUCACAAAAGACAUAUCAGAGGAGUGGCUGUUCUGUUACUGCAGAAAAAAGUCCAGUUAUGUGGUUUUGAACGAAGGAAAGUUCAUUCACGGCAUCUCACUCGGAACCGGCUAUCGUCCGGAGAAACCGGAGAACCUAAGCUGCAUUUCCUUCCAGAAGGAAGACAAAUCCUUCCCGUCCCUGCAGUGUAGCUGGGGAACGACGAGACGUCAGACCCCGACUGUUCCUAUACAUUUCACACUCAGAGUGAUGCAAGUCCUCAGCAAUCAAACUAGCAGUACCACCACCAAUGAUCUGAGGUGAAACUCAGCCCCUACCCCUUUCACAUGGAGCUGGAGGUCUGGGUGGAGGCAGUGAACCAACUUGGAGCAGCAGAGUCUGUGCACCUCAGAAAAGAAGCUCAGCACUUCUCUGUG
Messenger RNA from Oryzias latipes (Japanese medaka), 728 nucleotides. NCBI's taxonomy places the organism in Eukaryota, Metazoa, Chordata, Actinopteri, Beloniformes, Adrianichthyidae. The record is from RefSeq and is a predicted model, not a curated record.